UGUGCCUCCACCCCCUCACCUGCUGAGCUUUAUAACUUUCAGGCUGGACAUCCUGACAGGCCAAAACUGUUGGGCUUCCCACUCAGCAGGGUCCCUGCAGAGACACCAUGGAUACCCAGCACCAUUGUCUCCUGCUCUUCACUUGCCUGCUGACCCUGGCAGCAUCACUUCCUACCUUGGAUAUAAGAAACCUGUAUCUCCUCAAUGGCACCCUGGAUGAUGUUAUAAAUGCUCCCCCAGAGUCCUCCCAGCCUGAUGACGACGGCACACACGUGCGGCAGGUCAGGGACAUCGGCCCCCACGCGCCGGCAGCUCACGGCUGGCCCAAGGACUGCAGCGAGAUGCCGGCCGGCAGCCGCAGCGGCGUCUACAUCAUCCAGCCCAAGGGGCUGCACCAGCUCGUGGUGUUCUGCGAGAUGAACGUGACCCACGGCGGCUGGACCGUCAUCCAGAGGAACCAGAAGGACACCCCGGUCACCUGGGCGGAGGCCUGGAGCACCUACAAGUACGGCUUCGGCAGCGUGCGCGGCGAGUACUGGCUGGGCACCGAGUACAUCCAUCAGAUCGCCAAGCAGAAGGUCUACCAGGUGAGGUUCGUCAUCCAGGACUCGGCGGGAGCCACCAGCUUCGCGGACUACAACCUGUUCAGCGUGGAGGACGAGGAACACGGGUACCGGCUGCGGCUGGGCGCCUACGCGGGCACGGCGGGCGACGCCAUGACCUCGGACAACCCCAGCACCAUGCACGACAACAUGAAGUUCUCCACCAAGGACCGGGACCAAGACACCUACAGUAAGAACUGUGCCUACAGCUACGAGGGCGGCUGGUGGUACUCCGCCUGUUACUCGGUGCGGCUGAAUUUCAAGGGGGGUCUGUCGUGGGGCAGCCUGUGCAAAGGGAACUGCCAGUCCUCCCUCGUCCUCAUCAAACCAGCUCACUACUGCUAGUGCCUCUUCUCCCCUUUCCUGUCCACGCUGGACACUGCACAGGCUCUGCACGGGCAGAGAGCCUGAGCCUUGCCAAAGCAGGGAGAGGAGCCCAAGGGCAGGAGGGUGUUAGCGAAAUGCCACUUCCCAGUUCCCCUCUCUGAGUGCAGGCUGCCUCUGUGCUCAGCUCUUUCCCCACUCUGCUUGCCAAUGAUUCCUUGUUAUCGUGUUCAUAAUCAAGAAUAAAAAACCCAGGUCGCUCUGUGGGGUUUGUGGGUUCCUCGUGUGCCCUCCCUGGGGCAGGAGGACACAGCCCUGGAGUGACUCUUCAUCAGUUUCCCAGCUGCCUCCAGAGCUCACAACAAGCAAAACCGCUACAUGCCACCAAUUCCCAUGUGCUCUGUGCCCCUCUCUGCAGUGCCUGGCAAAGCAGCCCAAUAAAUUUGCUUCCUUGA
Colius striatus (speckled mousebird) is the source of this 1381-nucleotide messenger RNA. Its product is annotated as fibrinogen-like protein 1-like protein. The coding region runs from base 108 to 947 and encodes 279 amino acids. The record is from RefSeq and is a predicted model, not a curated record. NCBI's taxonomy places the organism in Eukaryota, Metazoa, Chordata, Aves, Coliiformes, Coliidae. The transcript has 4 exons.